Messenger RNA from Penicillium roqueforti, 1920 nucleotides. RefSeq lists its product as uncharacterized. The record is from RefSeq and is a predicted model, not a curated record. The transcript is spliced from 3 exons. Bases 1 to 1920 code for a protein of 639 amino acids. Lineage: Eukaryota; Fungi; Ascomycota; Eurotiomycetes; Eurotiales; Aspergillaceae.
AUGCUUUGGGCAGCUGCAUUACUCCUGUUCUCAGGUAAUGCCGUUGCAGAGCGUCAUGACUCGGAUUUGUUGUCGUUUGUGACGCUUCCUGAGGUCCGAGCCUUAAAAUGGGAGGUUGAAUACCACGACCGCGAGCGGUUGGCCCCCGGUUACUGGUUCGUUGCGCCAUAUGGGAAAAUCUCCCCAGAUCAACCCACCCUGAAAUAUCAGCAAUACCAAGUCGGACCCUACAUUUACGACGACAGUGGCGUCCUUAUCUGGGCCGGAGCACCCUUGUACGACAAUCAUAAUGUCUUCGAUUUCAAGCCGGUGUAUAACAUUGACAACGACCCUUAUCUGUCGUUCAUCGUGGGCUGGGAAUUCGAUGAUUCCAAGAAGGGCCACGGCGCGAUUGUAAACCACCAUUACGAGGUGGAAAAAGAGGUCCAGGCUCUGAGUGAUGUCCACGACUUCAACAUGCACGAAUUCAACAUUAUGGACGGUGGGAAGACUGCCCUGGCUUGCACAUAUCGUGUCCAGCUCAUCAAUUUGGCUGAUUUCGGACGCCCAACGGAAGAGAGUUAUGUCACGGUUGGUGGGUUCGUUGAGGUGGAUAUCGAAACCAGCAAGGUUCUGUUCCAGUGGGAUUCAUUCGACAAGGUUGCUCUGCACGAAUCCAACAUGUUCCAUGCCUCGGAUCACCCAGCUGGAUCGCCCGGUUGGGAUUACGUACAUAUCAAUGCGGUCGACAAGAACAAGGCCGGUGACUACCUAAUCUCAUUGCGCUUCACAGAUACCAUUUACUUGAUUUCUGGCCAGGAUGGAAACAUCGUGUGGCGCUUAGGUGGACACGAAAGCGACUUCGAGCAGGACUUCACCUUCUCCAAGCAGCACGAUGUCAAGUUUGUCUCAUCGAACGGCACUCACCACGUUAUCUCAUUCCUAAACAAUGCCUCCGACGAACGUGGCUCUGACGAGAGGGUCUCCUCCGUUUUGUUCAUUGAGCUAGACACAAGUGUUGUCCCUAUGACGGCCAAGGUGAUUAAGCGAAUCAAUCGCCCCGAUAGUGGCCUCACCCGACUCCGUGGUAGCGCUCGCCCCCUUCCUAACGGCAACGUCUUUAUCGGGUGGAGCGAGCGCGGUUACUCGAGCGAGCACGCAUCAAACGGCGAACUUCUAAUGACCGCCAGGUUUGCAUCAGACCGAUACUCAACUUACCGCUCUUACAAGGGCGAGUUCACUGGUCGACCCACCGCGCCUCCCGAUCUAGUCGCAUCCGUCUACGGUACCCACGAUGAGGAUAUGACGACCAUCAUUCACGUCAGCUGGAACGGCGCGACGGACGUCGUCCAGUGGAAGUUCUACGCGCAGGCCUACGACCGCGGCCAGCCCGUGCUCAUCGGCACUAUCAACAAAACCGACUUCGAGACCAUGUUCAUCGCCGAUGGCUAUAUGGAUUUUGUUUCCGCGGAGGCCAUCGAUGCCGAGGGCAAUGUCAUGCACACUUCUGAGAUCAUGCGCACUCAAUCCCCAUCCGACUGGAAAGCGGCUGGCUGGGUCGGUUCUGACUCUGGUCCUACUUAUGAUGACCCGUCAAUCAUUGUCGCUGCCAACGCUCACACGGAUUCGACGGCUGAGAGUACCAGCGACGAAGCGGCCGAAUUGAUCAACGACAGUACCUCCACCGUCUCCGGCGAUCAUUCAAGCGCCCAAUACGCCGAUGCGAAGGAGGUCGCCAAGGCCGUCUACAAGGCCUACGAGGUCAUCCGCGGAGUCGGCGCUCUCCUUAUCUUCAUCCUUUUAGCUGGCACUUUAGGUGGAACUGGAUUCGCUCUCUGGCGACAUGUCCGCGCCGGCCAUUUCGGCCGCUACCAGCACGUCCCCUCUGAGGAGGGUCUCCCCGUGGAAGAAAUCCGUCUCACUUCCAACCCGCAGUCUUGA